UGCCAUCUUUCAGCUCUUCCGGCGGCUGUCUUUUCCGCAAAUGAGAGAAACAUGACUGGUUUUAGUGAAAAGGCUAUCCUUAUAGAUGGCAGGGGUCAUUUACUUGGCCGACUUGCGGCUAUUGUUGCAAAAACCCUUUUGCAAGGAAAUAAAGUUACUGUAGUCAGAUGUGAACAGUUAAAUAUUUCAGGAAACUUCUACAGGAACAAACUAAAGUAUCUGUCGUUUUUGCGUAAACGCUGUAAUGUAAAUCCUGCGAGAGGCCCAUUCCACUUUAGAGCCCCUUCAAGAAUUUUCUGGAAAACGGUGAGGGGAAUGUUGCCACACAAAACCGAGAGGGGUAAGCAGGCACUCCGUAAAUUGAAGGCGUAUGAAGGCAUCCCUCCACCGUACGAUCGUAGGAAGCGUGUCGUAGUACCUGGUGCACUUAGAGUGAUAUGCCUCAAACCAGGACGCAAAUUCUGUCACGUAGGACGUCUGUCCCACGAAGUCGGAUGGAAAUACCAAUCUGUCGUGCGCACCCUCGAGUCCAAACGUAAAGUUAAGGCGGUUCUUGCUAUCCGCAAACGUGACAAACUUAAGAAAAUCACCAAAACGGCCUCCGAGAAGGUUGCCAAACAAGUUAAACCAUUUACAGAGAUCAUCAAUUCUUAUGGUUAUAAUUAAGAAUAUUUAAUAAAAAAGAUUAUUUGACUA
Molecule: messenger RNA, 696 nt
Organism: Anoplophora glabripennis (Asian longhorned beetle)
Lineage: Eukaryota; Metazoa; Arthropoda; Insecta; Coleoptera; Cerambycidae
Gene: RpL13A
Product: 60S ribosomal protein L13a
Exons: 5
Coding region: 52-666 (204 amino acids)
Biological process (GO): negative regulation of translation; translation
Cellular component (GO): ribosome; cytosolic large ribosomal subunit
Molecular function (GO): mRNA binding; structural constituent of ribosome
Source: RefSeq, a predicted model, not a curated record